UUUCAAUGAAAAUCGAAUCUUCAUCCAUUUUCUUCUCUGCUGCUCUCUCUCUCUCUUUCUCUCUAAAGUCCGUGUUCUUAAACCCUUAAUUUUCUUCAAGUGUGUUAGUUUCUCAACUGUUAAUAUGGUAUCGAGCCAGCGAUUCUGCUGUGGUUCAUCGGAGUUUUGGGUCCUCUGACGGCUUUCUGGGUUUGAUUGGUGAUUUCAAUGGUUCUAGGAAAUCUUGUAGUUUAGUAUAUGAUUUCUGAGUUGCUUAGUAAAUAGAGUUGUGGGCACGAAGCCAUUGAUGAUAAUCUUGAGAUUCUUGUAGUUGUUUGAUUGAAGGCACGAAGCCAUUUCUGUGAAGAUUCUUGUUUGAUUGAAGGCACGAAGCUAUUUCUGUUAAGAUUCUUGUAGUUGUUUGAUUGAAGGCACGGAGCCAUUUCCGUUGUAGUCUAGUAAAUUGGCAAGACUUGUUGGCACAAAGCCAUUUCUGUCCGAUUCUUGAAAACUUUUGUAAUUGUUUGAGGUUCUUAAAGUUAACUGAUGAGAAUUUUUCGAAGUGGGUUUUUCAAUUCAAGUUUGUUCUAAAAGGAUACAAGUGUGUUAGCUUCUCAACUGUUAAUAAUGUUUGCAUAAAAGCAUACAUAUGUGUGUUUGUAUACAUCAAGAACUGGUGUAAGUGGUUUAAUUACUUGGAUUGUUUCAAUUUCUUCUGCAUUGUAGGAUUGAAGACGUAUUGCAGUUCGGCAGAUAUGGACUUUGUGUACUUUAAAGACCAGCAGAACUUGAAAAAGCUUGAGAAAAUUGAGAAGUUUGAAGCUCAACAGACCGUGGAACUUAAGAAAAUUAUUGUGCUGCGUGAUGCUGAAAACAAAGAGCUUGCCAAACAUCUCGAGAUAACAGAGGAUCAAAUUAAUGAACUCGAGAAACAUCUUGCGCAGACUGAAGCUGAUAAGGAGACACUUAAGAAAAAACUUCUUGGAGUGCAGAAUGAAGCUAAAAUGAACAAACAGCUCAGAAUGAAAGUGCUUGAGCUGCAAAAUGUAGCUGAUCAAAACAAAAAACUUAAGAACGAUCUUGAGAAAAAGCUUGAGCAGAGCGAAUCUCGGAAGAAAGAGCUUAGUGAAGAACUUCAGAAGAUUAAGGAUAAAAAGGAAGAGCUUGAGGAAAUUCUUGACAUAAAUGAGGCUGAAAUGGAAGAGCUUGAGGAAGCUCUCGAGAACAUUGAGGCUGAAAAGGAAGAUCUUGAGGCUGAAAAGGAAGCUCUUGAAGACGAGCUUGUGCAGAUCGAGGUUGAUAAGAAGGCAUUUAACAAGAAAGUGCUUGAUUUGCAGAGUGAGAUUGAUCAAAACAAAGAGCACCAGAAUGAUCUUGAGAAAAUGAUUGAACAGUGUGAAGCUCAGAAGAAAAAGCUUAAAGAAGAGCUCGAGGAGAGUGAGAUGCAACUGCAACACACGAAGAAUGAGCUUGGGAAAGUGAUUGAACAGAAGGAUGCUGAAAAGGAAGCUCUUAUGCAAAAGCUUGGGAAAACGGAAGCCAGUAAGGUCGAGCUUAUGAUAAUUAUUGCGCAGCGGGAUGCUGAAAAGAAAGAUCUUACCAAACAUCUGGAUAACACAGAGGCUCAAAUUGAUGAAUUAGAGAAAGAUCUUGAGCAGACUGAAGCUGAUAAGAAGGCACUUAGGAAAAAAGUUCUUGAGCUGCAGAAUGAAGCUAAGAUGAACAAACAGCUUAGAAUGAAAGUUCUUGAGCUGCAAAAUGUGGCUGAUGAAAACAAAAAACUUAAGAACGAUCUUGAGAAAAAGCUCGAGCAGAGCGAAUCUCAGAAGGAAGAGCUUAGGGAAGAACUUGAAGAGAUUGAGGCUGAAAAGGAAGCUCUUCAGGCUGAAAAGGAAGAUCUCGAGGCAAUUGAGGCUGAAAAGGAAGAUCUUGAGGCUGAAAAGGAAGCUCUUGAGGCUGAAAAGGAAGAUCUUGAGGCUGAAAAGGAAGCUCUUGAGACUGAAAAGGAUGCUCUUGAAGACGAGAUUGUGCAGAUCAAGGCUCACAAGAUGGCACUUAACAAGAAAGUGCAUGAGUUGCAGUGUGAGAUUGAUCGAAACAAAGAGCAUCAGAAUGAUCUUGAGAAAAAGAUUGAACAGAGUGAAGCUCAGAAGAAAGAGCUUAAAGGAGAGCUUGAGAAGAAUGAGACCCAACUGAAACAAAUGAAGAAUGAGCUUGAGAAAGUGAUUGAACAGAAGGAUGCUGAAAAGGAAUCUCUUAUGAUAAAGCUUAGGCAAACUGAAGCUGGAAAGGGCGAGCUUAAGAAAUCCCUUGAACAUUUUGGGAUGGAACUGCAAGAGCUGGCGAAAAUGAGCGAGGAGAAAUCACAUAGGUUCAUCACGCUUGAGAAUGAUUUUCAGAAAAGUUUGGAGCAAAGUGAAUGUCAGAAGAAAGAGCUUGAGAAGAUUCAAGCUGAAAAGAUUAACCUCAAUAUAGCUCUUGAGCAGAAAAGUAGAGCUUACAAAGAUGGAGCCUUUCUUUUUAAGAAGAAACAACUUGAGAACAUAGAGCUUACCAAGAAAAUGGCUGAGCUAGAAAGGGAAGCUGAUCUAAACAAAGAGCUUAAAAUUAAUUUUGAGAGAGAGCUUGAGCGUAAUGAAUGUCAGCAGAAAGAGCUUGAGCAGACUAGAGCUGAAAAGCUAGAGCUUACGUUUCAGGUUGAACAGACUAAAGCUGAAAAGAUAAAUCUUAUGACAGCUCUUGCACAGAUGGAGAUGCAACUGCACGAAAUGAAUGGGACGGUUGUUUUAGAGCAAAAGAAGGCUGAUGAGUUGGCGGCAUCUUUGGCCAGAGAACGAAAGAAACGGAAGAGUUAUCGGAAAAAGCUCCAGUCUGCCAACAGUGAACUGGAAAAGAAGCUUGAUGGUAAGUCUGCCAGCAGUGAAUUGGAAAAGAAGCUUGAUGAUGUACAGGAUUCUGCCAACAGAGAAUUGGAAAAGAAGCUUGAUGAUGUACAGGAGUCUUCCAGCAAUGAAUUGGAAAAGAAGCUUGAUGAUGUACAGGAGUCUGCCGGCAGCAAUGAAUUGGAAAAGAAGCUUGAUGAUGUACAGGAGUCUGCCGGCAGUGAAUUGGAAAAGAAGCUUGAUGAUGUACAGGAGUCUGGCAACACUGAAUUGGAAAAGAAGGUUGAUGAUGAACAGAAGGAAAGCUCAGAUGAGAUCGAAGUUUCUGAUGAUGAUUGGCUUAAAGUUUAAGUUGCUUUAUUUGACUCAAGUUCGGUUGCCAUAGAUUUAAACGUUUAACUUGGUUUAAUUUGUUUAAAGUACAUCAUAUGUAUGUAACUUGCCUAAAUCUUUUUGCGGUUGGAACAAACGAUUGAUUAUAUAUGCUUUUUACUGGUAAAUAACUAUUUGUGGAUUUUCAUGUCA
This is a messenger RNA of Malus domestica (apple), 3386 nucleotides long. Lineage: Eukaryota; Viridiplantae; Streptophyta; Magnoliopsida; Rosales; Rosaceae. The record is from RefSeq and is a predicted model, not a curated record.